UAGCCGAUUUAUAUAGAUAAGAAGGUAUACACUUAGUGCGUUGUGAUCUAGUCUGAUAUAGUCAAAAGUUAUUAACAGUUGAUAUAAACAAACAGAAAUGGCUGCAGGAUUAUCUCCAGUGGUAUCUGAUCUAGAGAUCAAUAGGCUAUUUACAGUGAUAGAAAGUAAACGCGUUGAAGUAAAAAUAGGAAAGGAUGAACGUUCAUGCCAUAUAUAUGGUAUAACAGUACUGCCAAAAGGAGAUAUCAUUUUAAUUAACAGUGGGAUUGGAAAGCUCAAGCUGCUGUCAACGAACUACAAGGUUGUGGACCAUGUUCGCGUACCAGAGAUGCCAUUGGGCAUUUGUGCUGUGUCCGACAACCAGGUGGCUGUAUGCACUUCUGGAAAGAAGAUAUUGUUUUUCGAUGUAGAAGACAGCAAACUCCUCAAGAUGGAGCGGGAAAUUGAACUGACCCAUGAUUGCAACCAUGUGUCAUACAUGGCAAGGCACCUCAUAAUAUCGUCUGACGAUACAGUGUACCAAUACACACUAGCUGGUCAGAGAGUAAGGGAGAUCUUCACAACAGAUGGGUGGGGUUUGUAUGGAAUUGCAGUAAGCCCUUCCAGACUUUACAUCACGAAUUACAAAGAAAACAAACUGAUAACGGUGGACAUGCAGGGCGAAGUUCUCGCUACACUGAUUGAUAAGGACCUUGAUCGCCCCACAGAUGUGUGUGUGUCCCCUAGUGGACAGGUGUUUGUGUGUGGCUAUAUUUCCAACACCAUCUUACAGGUGGACAGUCAGGGCAAACAAAAGUUGGCUACACUGGCCAACAAGAAGAACGAUGUUUCUUGCCCACAAUCAAUGUACUUUAACAGUAGGACAGCAUCCCUUUUUGUAGGUCAAAACAAUACUGAUGAUCUUUUGGUGUUGCAACUUAAAUGAAAAAGAAAUCCUAUUACCAUUAAAUUAUCAUAGAACUUAAUGUUAACUAAUAUAAACUGAUUUAAAUACAAGUAAGAAUCAUUGAUAAAAGGAAUUGUGUAAACUGAUUAACUAUAAAGUUUUUCAAUUUAUUUGUCAUCUGCUUAUCAUCUGUUAUCAGCUGUUUAGUGAUAAACUAUAUAGUAUUCAAUUCAAUUGUCAUCUGCGCACAUCUGUUAUCAGCUGUUUAGUGAUAAGAUAUAUAGUAUUCAAUUCACUUGUCAUUUUCUAAUCAUAUUUUAUCAGCUGUUUAGUGAUAAACUAUAUAGUAUUCAAUUCAUUUGUCAUAUGCUUAUCAUCUGUUAUCAGCUGUUUAUUGAUAAACUAUAUAGUUUUCAAUUCAUUUGUCAUUUUCUUAUCAUAUGUUAUCAGUUGUUUAGUGAUAAACUAUAAAGUAAUCAAUUCAUUUGUCAUCUGCUUAUCAUCUGUUAUCAGCUGUUUAGUGAAAAACUAUAUAGUAUUCAAUUCAAUUGUCAUCUGCUUAACAUAUGCUACCAGUUGUUUAGUGAUAAACUAUAUAGUAUUUAAUUUAUUUGUUAUCUUCUUAUCAUCUGUUAAUAUCUGUUUAGUGAAAAACUAUAUAGUAUUCAAUUCAAUUGUCAUCUGCUUAACAUAUGCUACCAGUUGUUUAGUGAUAAACUAUAUAGUAUUUAAUUUAUUUGUUAUCUUCUUAUCAUCUGUUAUCAGCUGUGUAGUGAUAAACUAUAUAGUAUUCAAUUCAUUUGUCAUCUGCUUAUCAUCUGUUUACAGCUGUUUAGUGAUAAACUAUAUAGUAUUCAAUUCAUUUGUCAUUUUCUUAUCAUAUGUUAUCAGCUGUUUAGUGAUAAACUAUAUAGUAAUCAAUUCAU
Molecule: messenger RNA, 1812 nt
Organism: Mya arenaria
Lineage: Eukaryota; Metazoa; Mollusca; Bivalvia; Myida; Myidae
Exons: 2
Coding region: 98-925 (275 amino acids)
Source: RefSeq, a predicted model, not a curated record